Messenger RNA from Diospyros lotus (date-plum), 2191 nucleotides. RefSeq names its product MACPF domain-containing protein At1g14780. The transcript has 8 exons. Lineage: Eukaryota; Viridiplantae; Streptophyta; Magnoliopsida; Ericales; Ebenaceae. Gene Ontology annotation, cellular component: plasma membrane. Bases 308 to 2146 code for a protein of 612 amino acids. Gene Ontology annotation, biological process: regulation of salicylic acid mediated signaling pathway; plant-type hypersensitive response. The record is from RefSeq and is a predicted model, not a curated record.
GAAGAGAGAAGAGUCAAAGGUGGAGGUUUAAACAAGGAAGGACAAGAAGAAGAAGAAGAAUACCCAACCCAACCCAACCCAACCCCCAAUUGUAUUUGCACGGGUCCAUCGGUCUCUUCUUCCUCUCCACUCCUCUUUUUCCUUUCCUUCGCCUUUUGUUUUGUUCAAACUCCCCAUUAAUACAAGCAACACCCCCACACAGUACUAUUACCUCCAUCUUAAUUCCUCAUCUCUCUCUCUCUCUCUCUCUUUCUCUCUCAAUAUUAACAUUUAAGAAAAAAAUAAAGAAAGAGCCUUAGCCUUGGCCAUGGCCGUGGGUGGACAUAGAAUCAUCGUGGAGAAAGUCCUCGGCAGCCUGGGCAAGGGGUUCGAUAUAACCUCCGAUUUCCGUCUCAAGUACUGCAAAGGCCAAGAAAGGUUGGUUGUGCUCGAUGACACCGCCAGAAGAGACCUCGCCCUGCCUGGCUUCGGCGUCUUCGAGGACGUCUCCCUCGAUAUCAAAUGUGACAAAGGCGAUCGCAUCCGCUACCAAUCCGAUAUCCUCAGCUUCAACCAGAUGUCGGAGUUCUUCAACCAGAAGUGCUCGGUGGGAGGGAAAAUUCCGUCGGGGCUGUUCAAUUCGAUGUUCGGAUUCAGAAGCGGAUCCUGGGCGGAGGAUGCGGCCAACACCAAGUUCUUGGGCCUCCACGGCUACUUCAUUGUUCUCUUUUCCCUCCACCUUCAGCGCUCUCCUCUCCUCCUCUCUGACCAAGUACGCGACGCCGUUCCUUCUUCUUGGGAUCCGCCCGCCCUUGCAAGAUUCAUUGAGAAAUAUGGGACGCACGUCAUUGUGGGGCUGAGCAUUGGUGGCGAGGAUGUGGUGGUAGUAAGGCAAGAAAGUUGUUCUAACCUGGAGCCAUCGCAGCUCAAGAAUCACUUGGACGAGCUCGGUGAGCAGCUCUUCACUGGGACAUGCACCUUCUCCCCCCACCCCCAUAAUAAGACCAAGGACCAAAAGCUCAAGCCACCCGAAGCUUUCAAUGUGUUUGAUCCUCAACCCGUUUCCUUCAAUAGCUUCUCAGCUGUCUCGUCAAAAGAUGGCAUCAGUGUGAUUUGCUGGAAAAGGGGCGGAGACACAUCGGCAGAUAGCCACUGUGAAUGGCUGCCAACAGUGGCAUCAAUGCCGGAUGCAAUUCACUUCAGCUUCAUACCUAUAACAUCUCUUCUUAAAGGUGUUCCAGGCAAAGGCUUCUUGUCACAUGCCAUCAACCUCUACAUGCGAUACAAGCCUCCAUUAGUUGAUUUAGAGUACUUCUUGGACUUCCAAGGGCACAAGAUCUGGGCUCCCAUUCACAAUGACCUUCCCCUAGGCCCAUUAGCCAUAAACAAGGCCAUUCGGACGCCAGCCCUCCAAUUCAACCUCAUGGGCCCUAAACUCUUGGUCAACACUAGCCAGGUUACAUCCGGGAGGAGACCGGUCACUGGGAUGCGGUUUUAUCUUGAAGGCAUGAAAUGCAACAGGUUGGCCAUUCACCUCCAGCAUCUGUCCAACACUCCGAUGAUGUUCCAAAGCAAGAUUGACGACGCGGUAAGCAAUUGGCGAGGGUCAGAAGAAGUUGGCGACCAUCGAUACAUAGAAGCCGUCCAGUGGAAAAAAUUCUCUCACGUCUGCACAGCUCCAGUCAAGUACGAUCCCAAUUGGGCUCCCAAGAAUGGUCAGAUCAGUACCGCGGCAUACAUUGUCACCGGCGCUCAGCUUCACGUCAAGAAGCACGAUUCCAAGACCGUGCUUCACCUCCGCCUCUUGUUCUCCAAGAUCUCAGACUUCUGCGUGGUGCAGUCCACUUGGGUGGAAAGCCCGUCGCAGCAGCAUAAUUCCCAGAGAUCAUCGGGCUUGUUCUCUGCGUUGAGCAGCUCCAUGACUGGCAGUCACAAGGAAAAGGAGAAAAAGCCGGCGGUGGUUGUGGAUUCCGGGGUGUAUCCGACGGGCCCUCCGGUGCCCGUGCCGGUGUCGAACCAGAAGCUCUUGAAGUUUGUGGACUUGGCACAGUUGUGCCGGGGGCCGUUGGAUGGGCCGGGGCAUUGGGUGGUGACCGGAGCUCGGCUGGACUUGGAGAGGGGCAAGAUAUGUGUCCAUGUUAAGUUCUCUUUGAUCAACAAAUGUUAAUUAAUGACAAGCAAGAAAGAAAGAAAGAAAGAAAGAUUGAGAUCU